UCCACCAGACAUGGCGACUAUCUUCUUUGAGACUCGUAAGAAGGACAACAAGCUUCUCGAACCUGAAACUAAUAAAAAAUAUGAUGAAAUUCAAGAACUACUACAAGUUGAGCCGUCGCUUACUAAUAUCGAGGUGGUAGAAAGAUGUUUCGGACCUCAAAGCAAGAGUCAUGUGAUUGGAUUUGGUGGUGGGAUAACCAGUAGGGAUUUGAAAGGAGGUAGCGCUGCAAAGACUGCACUGUUAGAAGAGCUAAAUACGAGUCGAAAGGAAAAGGCUGCACUAUUAGAAGAACUGAAUGCGACUCGAAAAGAAAAUGAAUCAAUUAAAAGACGCUUGGAUAACAUAGAGAAGAAAUGUGAAAUGUUUGAUAGUGCAAUCUUUAGAGAUCCUUCAUCACCACCAUCAUCAAGUGAAUAAAGUAAUUGCUGAAUCA
This is a messenger RNA of Solanum stenotomum, 434 nucleotides long. RefSeq lists its product as uncharacterized. The transcript is spliced from 2 exons. Lineage: Eukaryota; Viridiplantae; Streptophyta; Magnoliopsida; Solanales; Solanaceae. The coding region runs from base 11 to 418 and encodes 135 amino acids. The record is from RefSeq and is a predicted model, not a curated record.